Messenger RNA from Rotaria socialis, 345 nucleotides. The record is from the annotation of a GenBank genome assembly. Lineage: Eukaryota; Metazoa; Rotifera; Eurotatoria; Philodinida; Philodinidae.
AUGCUUCCUGCGCCAUACCCCAUUGUAGUACAAACAAAACCAGGUGAUGAUGUUUGGGAAUACGAAAACUGGUGGACAUAUAAUAUGCAUGAUUGUUGUGGUAGUCCAAAAGCUUGCUGUUUCGUCUGCUGUUGUUGUCCUUGUGCAACGUAUAAAAUCUAUAAACGUGCUGAUGAAGAUUUAUUAACAUGUUGUUGCCCAACAACUCUAUGGCCAUUACGUACUAAAAUUCGAACGUUAUUUCGAAUACGAGGUUCCAUAUGUGGCGAUUGUGUAGCGGUUUCGUGUUGUUCAUUUUGUGCUCUCGUUCAAAUGUAUCGUGAAUUAAAAGAACAGGGAUUAUAA